CUGCCCCGCACGGCGCUGAGAGGUAAAGACAGCGGCGGGAAGGCCUGAGAGCCCCGGGUGCGCUCCUCGUGUUUGGCCCUGUCCAGUCGCGACCGCGGCUCCACAGACUUUCCAAUGACCCGUGCUCCGACUGCGCUACCCGGAAACUUUGCUCUGCGAAGUCCGCCCCACGCUGACCGCGCUGUGACUGUGCUGGUCUGCCGCGCGCCCUCCGGGGCCCAGGAAUCCCGCGCGUGAUUGCUGGGCCGCCCGGCACCCUGCGUCCACGGCGCCCCACCGCGAGGAUGCGCUACGCAGACCCCUCGGCCAACCGGGAUUUGUUGGGGAACCGAACUUUGCUCUUCAUUUUCAUCUGCGCUUUCGCGUUGGUGACCUUGCUCCAACAGAUUCUGUAUGGCAGGAACUACAUCAAGAGAGACCUCCAGUUUGGUUGGCAGAGUGAUGACCAGCUGGCCAAUUGGACGGGGCUCUUUAAUGUCACCGACGACCCAGCAGUGCAGAGCAACAGUGACUCCAGCUCCAGGUACUUUGAAUUUUAUGAGGGGCCUUUUGAAUAUAACUCCACAAGAUGCCUGGAGCUGAGGCACGAGAUACUGGAGGUGAAGGUGCUGUCCAUGUCCACUCUGUCCCGGUGCUGCAAUGCCCCUGCCUUCCUUUUCACCACCCAGAAGAACACGCCACUGGGCACCAAGCUCAAGUAUGAGGUGGACACCAGCGGCAUCUACCACAUCAACCAGGAGAUCUUCCGCAUGUUCCCCAAGGACAUGCCCUACUACCGAUCUCAGUUUAAGAAGUGUGCAGUGGUGGGCAAUGGGGGCAUCCUCAAGAACAGCCGCUGUGGACAGGAGAUCAAUAGUGCUGACUUCGUCUUCCGGUGCAACCUGCCCCCCAUCUCUGAAAAGUACACCAUGGAUGUGGGGGUGAAGACAGAUGUGGUUACUGUGAACCCCAGCAUCAUCACAGAGAGGUUCCACAAGCUGGAGAAGUGGCGGCGGCCUUUCUACCGGGUGCUGCAGGUGUAUGAGAACGCGUCGGUGCUGCUGCCUGCCUUCUACAACACGCGGAACACUGACGUGUCCAUCCGCGUCAAGUACGUGCUGGACGACUUCGACUCGCCGCAGGCCGUCUACUACUUCCACCCGCAGUACCUGGUCAACGUGUCGCGCUACUGGCUCAGCCUGGGGGUGCGCGCCAAGCGCAUCAGCACCGGCCUCAUCCUGGUCACUGCGGCGCUGGAGCUCUGCGAGGAAGUGCACCUGUUCGGUUUCUGGGCCUUUCCCAUGAACCCCUCGGGCCUCUACAUCACCCACCACUACUAUGACAAUGUCAAGCCCCGCCCGGGCUUCCAUGCUAUGCCCUCAGAAAUCUUCAACUUCCUGCACCUGCACAGCCGUGGAAUCCUCCGAGUGCACACGGGUACCUGCAGCUGCUGCUGAGGCUGGCGGCUGGGUUGCCCAGAUGAACAUCUCCUCCUCCGCCUUCUCCUCCUCCGCCUCCGCCUCCUCCCCCGCCUCUUCCUCCUCUCCCUCCCACCCAAACUGGGAGCCUCUAGGUGGGCCCUGGCUGGCAGUGAGGCCCUUGCUCCCUCAGUAGUUCAGCUCCCUGCUCGGCUCCCGGGGCAGGAGGCAGGGAUGGAGCCAGCCCAAACUCAAGCUCAAUCCUAACCCUCGUGUCCUCCGGCCUGAGCCUCCACCUGUCCACGGGGGCCAUGCUUGUGGGCCACGCCCUAGAGCGAGGGAACCUGGGGAUUGCAAGUCAAUAAAGCACAUUUCCGUUCGAUUUCAGCUUCCCAGAGCACAAACUGUAGUGGCCUUGUUGCAGCCAAAGACAGGCCCUAGAGAGAAUAGAAUAGAAGAAAAAAAAAAGGACAGUCAAGAACAGUCUUGAGCACAGUCAAGAUUUCUUUCAGACUUCCGGUUCCUGAGUUUCAUGCAGAGGCGGAGCCUAGAAUCUCAGAGCAGAGGCCAACUGUGGCCAGACCUUCCUGUGAAGACACAGCGGCUCAGAGCACCAAGCAAGGGUCAACCCAGUCCCACCACCCCCACAGGUUCAUCAGGUGCAUGGUGACAUCUAGCCAAGGCCAGUGUUAGCAUCUUCCCUGAGACACUGGCAGCUGAAAGCUACGCCUUUACAAACCUCUCCUGAGAAUCCCAGGAACAGUCUAGGCGCCUCUGGGUUCCAUCUUGCCUUUGAUCUUUUGACAAGGAAAUAAACCAGCCCAGCCAUUUGCACUUCAGGUUCCAAGCCAACAUUAUCCACUCAAUAAGUGCUUAGCAGUUUGCUUCCUCUUCUGUCUCUCUAUUUUCAGCUCCAUUUUAACCAGAAGUUAUUUAUAAAGCUCUAUUCCUCUUUAUGUUCCUGAGUACUGCAGAAUCCUGCUGUAUGGCGUUCCUGAGUGGGAACCAUCAGCCAGAAAGUGCCGGCCGUUAUAUACAGACUCAGCACAUGGAAGCCAGGGGGGCCUCUGACACCAGCAUCCUUGAGGCUUCUCUUGGGAAGGCGAGACCCUACAGUACACACCUAGCACCUCCACAUGCAAGGACUCCUAAGGCCAGGCUUCUGGAAGUCAGCUGUGCCUAAGCGGAGCAGCCACAUGUCACUCACAUAUGAAGUUCUUUUCCUUUAUUUCCCCCUGUGUGUUUCCACCCUGAGUGUGACUGUGCCUCAUAGCCACUGUCAGUGAAUUGUCUUUGAACUUAGCUUUGUGGAACUGUAGAGUGUUAGUGCUUGGCAGACUUCAGCUCUCUCUCCCUGCCGUUCCUUCCUUUCCUUUCCUUUCCUCCUCUUUCCCUUCUUCCCUUCCUUUUCCCCUUAAAGAUAUCUGGGAAGCCUGUUCUGCUCUAGUCCAUGGUUGGGCUUGGGGAGAUAUAGCAAGUGGCAAGGAUAUAGCUCUGCCUCCUAGGGGUGGAGACAGAUCAUAUGCCCUCUGAAGUUCUGCGUGCCAUGCCUGCAGCUCCAGGUAGGAGCUGUGAGGAUACUGUGAGGGAGGUAUCCAGGUACCUUUCUCUUGAUCACGCACUUUUACAGGCAAAGCCACAGGUCCAGUAAGAGAGACACAGGAGAACUCUGGUGGCUCUCCAGGCUCCCACUCUGACCCCUUUUUCUGCCAGGCCUCCUUCUCUGAGCU
This is a messenger RNA of Octodon degus (degu), 3127 nucleotides long. RefSeq names its product ST8 alpha-N-acetyl-neuraminide alpha-2,8-sialyltransferase 5 (gene St8sia5). Gene Ontology annotation, molecular function: alpha-N-acetylneuraminate alpha-2,8-sialyltransferase activity. The coding region runs from base 285 to 1436 and encodes 383 amino acids. The transcript is spliced from 7 exons. NCBI's taxonomy places the organism in Eukaryota, Metazoa, Chordata, Mammalia, Rodentia, Octodontidae. Gene Ontology annotation, biological process: N-glycan processing; oligosaccharide metabolic process. The record is from RefSeq and is a predicted model, not a curated record.